Lichtheimia ornata is the source of this 1758-nucleotide messenger RNA. RefSeq lists its product as uncharacterized. Bases 1 to 1758 code for a protein of 585 amino acids. The record is from RefSeq and is a predicted model, not a curated record. The transcript has a single exon. NCBI's taxonomy places the organism in Eukaryota, Fungi, Mucoromycota, Mucoromycetes, Mucorales, Lichtheimiaceae.
AUGCAAGAUCCAGCAACUGCAGCAGCAGCCGCAGCAGCAGCUUCUUAUCAAUCUUCGUAUACCACGUUUCCAAUGCUACAAGCAGCGGCAGCUGCUGCUGUCAUGCCACCACCUCCAUCACCACAAGCUCCUCCACCACCACAAGCACCUCCUCAGCUACAUCACCCUGAUGUCAAUCAGCAGCAACCACAUAAGGAUAACACGACACUAAGCCCCCUGAGUAGUGGUAGCACCGUCAGCCCCACAGGAAGCCCUAGCUUAUCCAAAGAUAUCAAGCUUCACUCAAACAGCGUCGUAUCUAUUCCCGAUCAUUCUUGCUCUUCUAUGAUAGUGGAUGGAACAACAGCAACUACAUCUACAACAACAUCUGCAUCAGGAAGUUCGGUGCCUGUACGAGUGACAAGACCACCCAAUGCAUUCCUAUUAUUCAACAAGGAAAUGCGUAAACAACUCAAGGAGUCGAAUCCCAGUAUGAAAGUGGCCGAGAUCAGCAAGGAGAUUGGUGAAAGGUGGAAAAAGCUUAGUGCAACUGAAAAGGAGCGCUAUGUCAAUGAAGCCAACAGCAUCAAAGAGACGCAACGCGCAAUGCAUCCAAAUUCCAUGUACAUACGCCGAUCCAAGGCUGAGUUGGCCAAGGCUGGUCAUUAUGCCAAGCUUAAACGAAAGGCUAUGCUUGUUCAGCAACAACAACAACAACAGCAGCAACAAUCAGCAGAUGAUCAUCUCCUUGGAGACGAUGUAGCAACCACAUCCACCACAUCAUCUCAUAGCUCCUCCAAUAGCAGCAAUAAUCGAGGAUCAAUGUCGACAAUGUUUGGUCGCACAACUAAGGAAGGAAAAACCCGUAAACGCCAAAGGCGUGACAAGAACCCUGCAGCACCCAAACACCCCUUGUCAGCCUACAUGUGGUUCCUCACCGAAGUUCGUCCAGAGACGAUGCAAACGUAUCCUGGUUCAACAGUGGGCCAAAUCAGCAAAUUAUGUGCCGAUCGAUGGAAUAGCAUGACAGCAAGCGAACAAUUACCUUGGCACAACAAAGCUCAAGCUGACAAGGCACGCUAUGCUCGUGAGAUGCAAAUUUAUGCUUCCCAUCAUGAUCAUCCAAUGGGUCGUGGAACUCGGCAAAAGUACCGAGCAGCUGCGGCAGCAGCAGCAGCAGCAGCAGCCGCUGCAUCAGCCGCUGCUACAUCGACGGCAUCAGUUGGAGGGACACCAGCAAUGACUACUACAGCAGCAACAACAAGUGCAUUAUCAGUAGCAGCAGCAGCAAUAGGAGGAGAAGGAGUUGGCGUUUCUUCGAGUGCAAUGACUACGAUAUCCACUUCACCAUCUCCAAUGAUGACCUUGUCUUCUACAACAUCGAACUUGUUAUUACCUACUACUGCUAGUACCACUGCUACGGAUCAUCAUCACCACCAUCCUCAUCAUCACCAUCCUCUUUCGAUUACCACAACACCAUUCCAUCAUCAUCAUCAUCCACCGCAACCAUCUCCUAUACCCAAUCAAUACUCGACUACCACAACUACAACUACUACUCAGGAGCAUGCACUUCACCCCGCAUCCCAACCGCAUCAUCAACAUCAUCCACAUCAUUCAACUCCACAACAACAACAUCAUCAUCACCAUCACGCCUUAUCCAUGCCAAACAGUCCUACAGCUCUGUUGCAUCCAACCCCCGAUGAUACCUCUUCCAUGCAAACCGCAGCAGACGUGGCAGCAAUCUUUUCAGCUUCACGCAUGAAUCGUCCCGGCGAAUAA